This is a messenger RNA of Pleurotus ostreatus (oyster mushroom), 1479 nucleotides long. RefSeq lists its product as uncharacterized. NCBI's taxonomy places the organism in Eukaryota, Fungi, Basidiomycota, Agaricomycetes, Agaricales, Pleurotaceae. Gene Ontology annotation, cellular component: Golgi apparatus. The transcript is spliced from 4 exons. The record is from RefSeq and is a predicted model, not a curated record. Gene Ontology annotation, molecular function: alpha-1,6-mannosylglycoprotein 6-beta-N-acetylglucosaminyltransferase activity. Gene Ontology annotation, biological process: protein N-linked glycosylation. Bases 1 to 1479 code for a protein of 492 amino acids.
AUGAAGUGGUGGCCUACUGCUACCCCCACAGACGCUGACCAUGGCGAGUAUGAACUCACUGCAGGCGGCGAGUUGAGUCCCGGACAGCGAAGGUGGAGCUUUCUCCUGAGUCUUUCGUCGAGACCAUCUAAUCCUACCAUCUACAGAAGGAGAGCACAACGAUGGCAAAUACGCCCCGCUUACGUCCUCAUCGUUUCGGCAUGUCUUCUGUGCUCAAGCAUUGCCUUGUUCACUGUCGACUUUCUUCGCUUGAGAGGACAAAAGCCAUCCGGCGAUAAGGGAUGGCUUAACUUCUUCAAGCAGCUAUGGCCCGUCGGGCUCCCCGACGUCACAGACAACUGGCAAAACGAGAAUAACAAAGCCAUGAACGCGUUGAUGAGUUGUAUGGUCGAGAGGACUUGCAAGGAGAAUCAAACAAGUAUCAUUUUGUUAUCUUCGGAACACUUCUCGCACUCGAUCGCUGGACAUGUGUCAGGCGAAGAUAUCUGGGCAAUAAGCGUAUUGAUAGCGCUUCAAGAGAUGGGUUACACGACCAUUUACGCACCCAAGAACGAUGAACUCGCCAGGACGUAUCGCCGAUUCCCAGAUCUUGUGAAGGCCGUGAUCCUUGAAGGGGCCGACUCGAAGAGAUGCUUCGAUGACCCGAAAUGUAUCAAGACCCCUGGCCAUCCGCUGGGUGUUCCAGUCUGGAAGAUGUUCUCGUUCCACUUCUGGACUGGGGCGGAGCAUCCACUUGGAAAUCGCUGGACGCUGUCACCAGAGAACUACCCGAUCCUCGCGCCAGGGAAUUCCAAGGAAAAUUUCUACCUUGGCUACAGUAUCGAACGGACCUGUGUCAAGAAGCCGUUCAUCCCGGGCGACGAGCGUCCAAUGCAAGCAUAUAUUCUUGCAAAACAGUUAUCGUACUUCACGGACAAGAACUACAUGUGGAAGGGCGUGUCUCUCGUCCCUCCUUUCCCUCUUGACCUGGUCGCUGGCAUGCGCAACGACACCAAGGGCCCAUCAACAAUCCCAGAUGGAAUUAAUAAUCUAGGGCAGCUCAAUCAGCAAAACUUUUAUGAGCAACUGUCGAAGAGCAGAGUACUCAUUGGCAUUGGAAGUCCGAGAUUGAGUCCUAGUCCAUAUGAUGCGUUAUGCAUGGGCGUACCGUUCAUCAACCCAAUCUUCAACUGGAACAGGGAUGAUCCACAGGAUCGGAACAGAUGGGAUACCCAACACGACGGACUCAAAUUCCAGGAUCCACCGUAUGUAUAUCACGUUAGGCGAGAUGAUGGAGAGGGCCUAUGGGCUGCAGUAAAAGAGGCAGUCGAUCACCCGAUUCCAAGAUAUAUCGUUCCUGACAUGAGCAUGGAUGCUCUGAAGUACCGACUCGGAAUACUUGUCGAGGGAGAUUGGAAAACGCCGGCGGAGGAGAUAUUACGAGAGCGGAAGGCUACGGGCAAAGGAAAGGUGCGACCUAGUUCACUUGUCAGGAGAUAG